AUGAGAGACAAGCCUUUGGCCUGCAAGCUGAGAAUGGGAUUCCUAUCAUCCUGCACUCAUCCUUUGGUAUGGCUACCACUUCUGUGUAUUUUGGCAGCGUCUGUGGCUCUUGGUAUUGGAGAUUGGUGCAGCAUUUGUGCUCUUGUCCCUGGGAUAGUGGCCAUGGCUGUAGCUGCUGGUUUGACUUGCACUUGGCUGAUGGGUCAUCCGUGUUGCCACGACACCCGGAAAGCCUCCUACUUCAUUGACACCUUGGCCCUCCCUUGUGGUGGUCAAGUGCUCAUGUCCCAUGCACCUGGCAGCCGUCGAACCUGGCAGCCCAAUCUGGUGGAGGAUCUCGGGGCGGUUCAACGUUUGAAGGCCACCUGUGUGGUGACUCUGCUGGCCUCUGAAGAGCUCGAGACACUUGGGCUCCAAGAGCUUGGAGUAGCAGUGGAGGCUGCAGGUAUGGACUGGCACUAUUGCGAGCUUCGCGACAAGUGGAUUCCUUGGAACUCUGAGGUUUAUUUGAAGGAGAUGGUGCUGCCUUUGGUUCAACGUUUGCAAAACAAAGAAACCAUUCUGGUACAUUGCAGCGGAGGCAAGGGACGGACUGGCACUCUUGUGGGAGCCUUGCUCAUGACUUCUGCCGGUGGCCACCUCUCCUUGCCUGCUGCGAUUUCGGCCAUGCGAGCAGCUCGACCCGGCAUGCUGAAGAAUCCCUUGCAGCAGCUCUUCCUUCUGCAUUUGCAAAGUCAGACCUACGCCGUAGCCUGCCUCAAAGAAGGUUCUCAGGAGUUUUGUGCUCUGGACCUCUUCCUGGAUACAAAAGAUGCCAAGCUAGCGGUGAAGGGAAAGGCCACGGUCCACCUCACUGGCUACUUUGAAGCCGAUGAGCCUGAGGAUGAUGACGCGCUGCCACCACCUCGGGCGGCCUCGCCCAAAGCGGCCCCAGCGGCAGCGAAGGCCUCGCCGAAGGCCUCGCCCAAGGCGGAGGCGAAGGCCUCGCCCAAGGCCUCCCCUAAACCAGAAGCCAAGCCAAAGCCUUCUGCCGAGGAUGACGACGAUGACAUGAUGGAAGAUGAAGAAGGCGAAGAAGAGGAGCCAAAAGCCAUCGACGAGGUGGUGAAGGCAAAGGCAUCUCCCAAGGUGGAGCCCAAGAAGGCCUCACCCAAGGCGCAGCCAAAGGCUGCCGCCGAGGAGGAUGAUGACGAAGAGGAAGAGGAAGAGGAAGAAUCAGAGGAGGAGGAUGCCGCGGUGGACCCUGUGCCCAAGGGCAAGACCGAUGCCAAAGCGAAGGCCAAGGCAGCGGCAAAGGCGGCAGCAGAUGAUGACGAUGAUGAGGAUGAGGAAGAGGAAGAGGAGGACGACGACGAUGAUGAUAUCGAUGAGCCUCCAGCCAAGAAGUUCAAAGGAGAUAAAGGUGGUGGCAAGGGCAAAGGGAAGGAUGGCAAAGGAAAGGGCAAAGACAAAGGAAAGGGCAAAGGGAAGGGCAAAGGCGGCAAAGGGAAGGACAAAGGAAAGAAAGGCAAGGGAAAGGGUAAAGGCAAGAGAUAA
This is a messenger RNA of Durusdinium trenchii, 1536 nucleotides long. NCBI's taxonomy places the organism in Eukaryota, Dinophyceae, Suessiales, Symbiodiniaceae. The record is from the annotation of a GenBank genome assembly.